UUCAAACAGGUGUUCACUCUGCCGCCCAAAGGUGUUCACUCGGUUUCAUUUGACACUUGCGAGAUGUAAACUAUCCUUUCGACACUAAGGCUGUGGUCGUGAGAGAGAGGAAGAGAUUAGGAGAUAAGAAAUAUGAGAUAAGAAGAAGAGAUAAAAGCAAAAUGAUGCGUCGACGUUUCCCAAAAUUCUUCGUCCUCUUCGCCCUAUUUCUCUGGACCGUCAAAAUCCUCCACUCCAAGAAGGAAAAGCUCUCGCCCCUGAACCGACGCCUGCAGGAGGUCGUCCUCGAGGGCAAGAGAGCGUGGGAAUUCGAGGAUUACUUGGGUGAGGAGGACGAGGAGGAGGCGAAGAAUUAUGAGGAGGAGGCGAAGGAUUAUGAAGGAGGUCGAGGCGAAAAUCGAUCGCCUGAACCUUCAUACAGAGACGUAAAACUAAACGAGAAUGGGACAACGCGAGCUCUUUGGCCAGACGACGAAGUGGAGAUCUGCUCGAGGAUGGACGUGAGAUUCGCCGUCGGGAUGAGGGGCAGCAUCCUCCACUCCUUCCCUCGGUCCGGCAACACGUGGGUCCGAUAUCUCCUGGAAGCCGCGUCGGGAGUCUUCACCAGCUCCGUCUACACCGAUAGGACUCUUGUUGCAGCAGGAUACUUGGGCGAGCGACAUAAGCUGGGCUGGCGGACAACGCUGGCCACAAAAUCCCACUUUAUCAAACACUUACAAAAGUACAAGAACAUACCCACCGUUACUAUUAUUCGAAAUCCCGCCAGGGUGUUCGUAUCCCUGUGGAGUUACGUGAACCUGAAGAACCGACGCCGAAAACACGUGGAGAGCGUAGCCGAGUCAAGCCUUCGGACGCAGGAAUUUCACGAUUUCGUCCAUUCGAAACUUCGGAAGUGGCUGAACACGACGCUAUUUUCAUUAACCCAGUGCAGAGACGUCUUUCCUGUUUUCUAUGAGUCCGUGCGCGAGGAUCCUGUAGGGGAGACUCGCCGAAUUCUCGAGUUCCUGAAGGUAAAGCCCCAGGAGGACAGACUCGCUUGUCUAGGGCGUCACGUCAGCGGGAACGUGAAGGGGGCGCAGAAGAGCCUCGAUCCUUACACGGAGGAGGAGAAGGAGCUCUUCCUGCAGGCGCUGAAGAAGGUGAACGAGACAUUGGUGCAGAGGGGUUUCCGAACUCUACCGGAUUACUCGAAAUACAAAAGCUAGGAAAUUUUUUUUUUUUUUAGAAAUAAAUUCACAACACCAAAUGAAGAGCCAUGUAUAUACUUAUUGGUCCAUGUGUAUUGCAUGAGGGUUUGCGUGUGUGUGUGUGUGUGUGUGUGUGUGUGUGUGUGUGUGUGUGUGUGUGUGUGUGUGUGUCUGUGUAUGUGUGUGUGUGUGUGUGUGUGUGUGUUAUUGACUCUGUAAUAACGACCCUAAUCUCUUUCUUUAUGUUUCUGUUCCUCUAAUUACAUUUAUAUUAUGUUCCUAUUUUGUUUUUGUGAAGGCAAUUCUGUUUUUUUUUUAUUAUUCUUUACUAGUAACCUUUGGAUAGUGUUCCAAGCCGACGUCAAUUAUAAAUGGUAUGAGA
Molecule: messenger RNA, 1569 nt
Organism: Penaeus indicus
Lineage: Eukaryota; Metazoa; Arthropoda; Malacostraca; Decapoda; Penaeidae
Product: sialate:O-sulfotransferase 1-like
Exons: 7
Coding region: 162-1205 (347 amino acids)
Molecular function (GO): sulfotransferase activity
Source: RefSeq, a predicted model, not a curated record